Messenger RNA from Triticum aestivum (bread wheat), 1368 nucleotides. RefSeq names its product probable aldo-keto reductase 3. The transcript is spliced from 5 exons. NCBI's taxonomy places the organism in Eukaryota, Viridiplantae, Streptophyta, Magnoliopsida, Poales, Poaceae. Bases 59 to 1093 code for a protein of 344 amino acids. Gene Ontology annotation, cellular component: cytoplasm. The record is from RefSeq and is a predicted model, not a curated record.
CAAGCUCCAGACCUACUUACUCAUCCACCAAUCAUCAGUUCAUCACAGCACGAACGACAUGGCUGCUGCUCCGGUGGUUGUGCCGCGCAUGAAGCUGGGCUCGCAGGGGCUGGAGGUCUCGGCGCAGGGCCUCGGCUGCAUGGGCAUGUCCGCGGCCUACGGCGAGCGCAAGCCCGACCAGGACAUGAUCGCGCUCCUCCGCCACGCCGUCGCCGCCGGCGUCACCUUCCUCGACACCUCCGACAUCUACGGCCCCCACACCAACGAGCUCUUACUCGGCAAGGCGCUGCAGGGAGGGGUGAGGGAGCAGGUCCAAUUGGCCACGAAAUUUGGCAUCACGGCCACCUGGGAGGUCCACGGCGACCCGGCCUACGUGCGGGCGGCGUGCGAGGGCAGCCUCGCCCGGCUCGGCGUCGACUGCAUCGACCUCUACUACCAGCACCGCAUCGACAAGAAUGUCCCCGUGGAGAUCACGAUGGGUGAGAUCAAGAAGUUAGUCCAAGAAGGAAAAGUGAAAUACGUCGGGUUGUCGGAGGCCUCGGCGUCGACAAUAAGAAGGGCACACGCAGUUCAUCCCAUCACCGCCGUUCAGCUGGAGUGGUCUUUGUGGUCAAGAGAUGUCGAAGAAGAUAUAAUCCCAACUUGCAGAGAACUUGGCAUUGGAAUUGUAGCUUACAGUCCACUAGGCAGAGGUUUUCUAUCCAGUGGACCUAAACUAGUGGACACAUUACCAGAAGACGAUUUCCGCAAGAAUCUCCCAAGAUUUCAACCCGAGAACAUGAAGAAGAAUGCAGAGAUAUUCGAGCGCGUGAGCGAGAUGGCUGCGAGGAAGGGUUGCACGUCGUCUCAGCUCGCGCUGGCUUGGGUUCACCACCAGGGAAGCGAUGUGUGCCCCAUACCCGGCACGACGAAAGUUGAGAAUUUCAACCAGAACCUGAGAGCAUUGUCUGUUGAGCUCACGGCUGAGGAGAUGGCUGAGCUCGAGUCCUACGCUGCCAUGGAUGCGGUCCAAGGUGAUCGGUACCACAACACGUUCCUCAACACCUGGAAGGACUCCGAGACCCCUUCCCUGUCAUCCUGGAAAGCCACUUAGUUGGGUAUCAUGGGAAUCAAUCACUAUGCUGAUGCUUCGUAUCACUGGUUUGAAAUAGUUGCAAAUCAAAUAAUUUCACGAGCACUCCGUGCAUGGAUGGAAUCAUGGAACCACCAAUUGUUUACUAAUGUAGCACAAUUCCUGCCCAUGAGUGUUGAACUUUUUAUUAUGCCUGCAAGGAAGUAUCCCCCAAGUGUUGAACUUUUUGGCAGGGCUACAAAGGCCCUUUUGUAACACAUUUUCGUCCGGAAAACCAUUUAGAAUUCCCAACCUCA